AUAAAAACACUGGGUCAGGAGGCUGGGAGAGAAAUGCAUGCAGAAAUCUUGUAGUUUAAAUACUAUAUGGCCUUUUUCAGCUUCCCAUCAGAGCCAGAGAACCCUGCCUUGACAAAUUCACUCCUUUUACAGGAAGCUGACAGUAACAUUUUCAGAAGGACACAAGAUCAGAGACCUUCAGAGCCUAUAUUCCUUCUUCCUGCUCUCAGCAAAAGCCCUGACAAGGUAGAGUGACGUGGACAAGAAAACUUCACUCAGAAUUUCUUAGACUCCCUAUAGGUCUCCAACACUAACUUGAUGCACCCACCUGGAACAGAGUCCGUUUUUACAACACUUGGAAAAACAAAAGGUCUCAUAAAACAAGGGCGAGACAGGUUAGAGCAGACUAUCAAGGCCUCCAGUUCCAGGCUUUCCUCCUAUACUGAAAGAGUUGUUGCCUUAAUGGAACGUUCCAAAAGCCCAGAUGGUAACAGCCUGCCUUCGUCACCAACAGACAAUAUCAAUCUUGGACCUUCUGCUAAUCCUAAUGCCAAACCAACAGAUUUUGACUUCCUAAAGAUCAUUGGCAAAGGUAGCUUUGGAAAAGUCCUUCUUGCAAAACACAAGUCUGAUGGGAGAUUCUAUGCUGUGAAAGUUUUACAGAAGAAAUCUAUCCUCAAGAAGAAAGAGCAAAAUCAUAUAAUGGCAGAACGCAAUGUGCUGCUCAAGAAUGUGAAACAUCCUUUCCUUGUGGGACUCCACUACUCUUUCCAGACCAAAGAGAAACUCUACUUUGUCUUGGAUUAUGUAAAUGGAGGAGAGCUUUUCUUCCACUUGCAAAGAGAGCGUUGCUUCCGAGAGCCCCGAGCUCGUUUCUAUGCAGCUGAAAUGGCCAGUGCAGUUGGGUACCUCCAUUCGCUGAAUAUCAUCUACAGGGAUUUAAAGCCUGAAAAUAUCUUAUUGGAUUGUCAGGGACACAUUGUACUGACAGAUUUUGGACUAUGUAAAGAAGGAAUGGAGCCAGAGGAAACAACAUCUACUUUUUGUGGCACCCCAGAGUACCUUGCUCCAGAAGUGUUGAAGAAACAGCCCUAUGACAGAACUGUAGACUGGUGGUGUCUUGGAGCCGUCCUGUAUGAAAUGCUGUUUGGCCUGCCUCCAUUUUACAGCCGGGAUGUGUCUCAGAUGUAUGAUAACAUUCUGCACAAGCCACUCCAGAUUCAAGGAACAAAGACCAUUGCAGCCUGUGACAUCCUGCAAGGACUACUUCAUAAAGAUCAAAAGAAGAGGCUCGGAGCAAAGACAGAUUUUCUUGAGAUAAAGAGCCAUGUUUUCUUCAGUCCCAUAAACUGGGAUGACUUGUAUAAUAAAAAGAUCACUCCUCCAUUUGAUCCCAAUGUGGCUGGUCCUGCCGACCUACGACAUUUUGACCCAGAAUUCACUCGGGAAACAGUGUCCAGCUCCAUCAUCCGUACCCCUGACUUAGCUGCCAGUAGUUCCAGUGCAACUGAUGCCUUUCUGGGAUUUUCAUAUGCACCAAAUGAUGAGGACUAAUGGACCCUGAGUAAACAAAGCUUAAGAAAACCAAUUUUUAGCUUUUGGCUUGGAUGAAAAGAAGCCACUACCCACUGACUAAUCUUCUAACUGGAAGAGAAACAAGCUCUCCAGCUUUGAGAUACAGGACCUCACAAUGUGAAUAUUCCUCUUAACUUGAGGGGAAGUAUUGAUUAUUUUAGUUAAGAUUGUUUAUUUCUAGAGACUUCAACACAUUUAAUGACACAAUCUUGUGCCAAAAUAGAUGUUGUCCUAUAUGAGAAUACAGGUUAACCUCUAUUGAGAUUGCUAUAAGCUAUUUCAAGGGGACCCAGUAUCCAGUUGUUUAUAUAUGCUUGGAAUUGUCUCCCCAGUUUGUGAUUCACUUCACUUUAAUCUUGUGUUCUUUUAGGGCCUUUUAGAUAUGGCUCUUUUUUCUUUAAAAACACCUUUGCCUUCCUUUAUCACAGCCCUUUGGUUUGCCUCAGGGAAAUAUCAGAAAAUACUGUUGCAGUCUGCUAGAAAAAUGUGGAAGUUUCCCUGUCGCCAACUGUCAGUUCUCUGAAGUUAUUUCUUCCACAACAUUUUCAUGGCAAUGUAUUCUCUUUUUUAAAAUUGGACCUUUUGUAUCAUUUCUUUUUUGAAAUUAUGGCCUUAAAGGCAUGCCACCUUACAAUUUCCCUGGGCUUUUCUUUUAGGGUUGAUUAAACUAUUCCUCAACGAUAACUGGCACAGAUAGCAUACCUAAUCAUAUUUCACCAGUAUCCAAUUCUGUGGCAUGACAUUUUACCUUGGAGAUCUUGCCAGCUGACUCUGCUUACAUUUGUAAUAACCUUCUUCAUUGCCUCUCCCUCCAUCUGAAAGUUACAUGGUGAUAAGGGUCAGUUUAUAACUACCUCUUGAUAAUAUGGACAGGAAACAGGCAAAUAAUAUUGUUUUUAUGAAUAUAAAGGAAUAGCAGAUAUGUAAGACCUGCCUAAGGAUGGCUGCGCACAAGUUUUGUAAUCUUAUAUUUACAAAAUUGAGCAAUCCAGCUUCCAGAAAGUGCAACAAUAUACCUGCCUUAGUGUGCAGCCUUAUUACCUUAGUUUUACACCACAUUAUUACUACCACAGGGUGUUUUAUGAAACACUUUAUUCACUGAUGUAGCAGUCUGAAUCACUUCAAAUUAUCCACUGUUUUUUAAUCUCUUAAAUUGUUAGGGAGUCUCUUAUAGGAAAUGAAAAUGCAAGAUCUUGGAUGAAUAACAAAGUUGACACCAUAUAAAAGAAUUCUAUUUGCUACAGCAGUGGACAAAACAAAACACAUCCACCUGAUGAAAAUUGUGGUUCUGACCAGUAUUGACAAAUAUGAUGGAAGGUGCAUCUACAAUGUAGAAUUAAUGCAGUUUGACAUCACUUUUAACUAUCAAUGGAAACCUGUGAUUUUUUGCUUGAUGAGGCGUCAACAUUCUUUGGCAGAAAAGUCUAAAGGUCUUGUAAAACAACAACUCCCAUAAUUCCAUAGCCUUGAGCCCUGGCCAUUAAAGGUGUCAAGCUGAAUUAACUCUACAGUGUAGGUGCACUCUAAGAGAACAAAUGUCGGUGCUAUUAACAUGAAGUGAAGCAGAGCUUUUCCUCUUCUGUUUAAAUUAAGGAACACAUACAGCAGGACAUGUUCCUGGUGUUUGGAGAAUCCAGCACAACUAUGUUAAGAAAUGUAUAUUAUACAAAAAAAAACCCCUGAAGGGUUUUAGUGAUCCUGUACCUCUAAAUAACUCUCUUUUAAAAAUUGUGUCCAAGGUUAAUUUCAAAGGCAGCCAUUAUCUAGGCUUGGGUACAUUUCACUUUUAAAAUGUUUAACUGUGUAUUAAGAAAUGCCUCCUAGCGGCCAUGCUUGCUAUAGGAGGGUUUUUUUUCUUCUUGUAAAUGCUCAUCUUUGUAACUACGGAAAGAAUAUAUUGGCUUAUAUGAUAUAGCGUUGCUUGCCUGUUCCUUCCUGGGUUUUGUUGUGAUAUGUUAAGCUGAUGGCAUAAUUGUGUUGAAAGAUGCUUGCAUAUUAUUUUAUGCUUUCCUUGUCCCAAAAUGUUUAGUCCAGUGAAUAUUUAAGACUUAAUAAAAAUAUUUUAAGAGAACAUAUCUUACCCGA
Anolis carolinensis (green anole) is the source of this 3639-nucleotide messenger RNA. RefSeq names its product serum/glucocorticoid regulated kinase 2 (gene sgk2). The record is from RefSeq and is a predicted model, not a curated record. Bases 298 to 1533 code for a protein of 411 amino acids. Gene Ontology annotation, cellular component: cytoplasm; nucleus. The transcript is spliced from 15 exons. Gene Ontology annotation, biological process: protein phosphorylation. Gene Ontology annotation, molecular function: protein serine/threonine kinase activity; ATP binding. Lineage: Eukaryota; Metazoa; Chordata; Lepidosauria; Squamata; Anolidae.